AUGGCUAAUUACACAGAAACAUUUGCUGCAUGGACAACUAUAUGUGUAACUGAUCACACACUUUUAGGAGAAAAUGACAAAGAAGAAGACAUAAGAGCUUUAUGUCAAGAAUCUGUGAAAACCUGUCCAUAUGCAGCUGCUGUUUGUGUAUAUCCGAAGUUUGUAAAAUUUAUCAAUGAAAAAAUAAAGAAAGAAAUUUCUUCAUUUAAACCAAAAAUUGCUUGUGUAAUAAAUUUUCCUCAUGGUACUGAUCCCAUAGAAAAGGUGUUAGAAGAUACAAAGAAAGCAGUAGAAGAUGGGGUUGAUGAAAUUGACUUGGUAAUAAAUUAUAAAAAAAUUUUAGAGAACGCUGAUGAAGGUCUGAAAGAAGCAACUCAAUUAACAAAACACGUUAAAGAAUUAAUCAAAAACAAACUACUAAAAGUUAUAAUAGAAGUGGGUGAGCUAAAGACAAAGGACUUAAUUAUAAAAACUUCACUAGCUGUACUUGAAGGAAAUGCUGAUUUUGUAAAAACAUCAACAGGAAAAGUUAAAGUUAAUGCAACACCUGAUUCUGUUAAGGCAAUUAUAGAGGCACUAAAACAGUAUAUAGAAAAGCAUCCCGAAAAAAAAGAUAAAAUUGGUAUAAAAGUUGCAGGAGGAGUAGGAGAUUUAAAUUCAGCUAGUUACUAUAUUUUACUAGCAAGAACUUGCUUUGGUGCUCUUGCUUGCCAUCCUAAUAAUUUUCGUAUUGGUUCAUCUUCAUUAGUUCCUAAAUUAAGAAAAAUUAUUGAACAGUGCCCAGCAAAUUAG
Molecule: messenger RNA, 792 nt
Organism: Plasmodium relictum
Lineage: Eukaryota; Apicomplexa; Aconoidasida; Haemosporida; Plasmodiidae
Product: deoxyribose-phosphate aldolase, putative
Exons: 1
Coding region: 1-792 (263 amino acids)
Biological process (GO): deoxyribonucleotide catabolic process; carbohydrate catabolic process
Cellular component (GO): cytoplasm
Molecular function (GO): deoxyribose-phosphate aldolase activity
Source: RefSeq, a predicted model, not a curated record